AUGCCGAGCGUGCACCGUUCGAGGCUGCUGGCGGCGGGCCGCGCGGCGCCCGACGAAGCCGACAUCCGCCUCUGCUCCCUGCUACUGGCCUCGUUCGUGUCGCUGAUGCUCCUCUGCGGGGUGCUCUCCCUGCUCUCCCGCGCCAGCGCCUUCCCCACCAAGAUCUACGUCAUCCUCGGCCCGACGGCGAUCAUGCUCGUGCUCAUCUUCCUCGGCGGGCUUGUCUCGUGGGGGUUCCAGGCUCUGGCCGCCUCGGCACCACCUCAGGCUCCGGCGCCCGCACGCCUGGCACGACGCCUUUGCGCGUGCGGGCUGUCCGACGCGGCGGGCGUCGCCACGCUGCCGGCGUUCCCGUUCCAGCCGGCGCCGGCCCAGCAGCCCGCGGCGGCGAGCGAGGGGGAGCGGCAGCCACCACGCUGGAGCGCCGUGCUGUGCGCGGUGUGCCUCGAGGACGUGCGGGCCGGCGAGAUGGUGCGGCAGCUCCCCGCGUGCCGGCACCUCUUCCACGUGGACUGCGUCGACGUGUGGCUGCGCUCGCACCGGACCUGCCCGCUCUGCCGCUGCGAGCUCCCGCGGCGGAAGGCAACCGCGCAGCAGACCGUGGCCGUCACGCCGGCCACGCCGGAAGCGGUGCCGUUGCCGCCUGUUUGA
Molecule: messenger RNA, 651 nt
Organism: Miscanthus lutarioriparius
Lineage: Eukaryota; Viridiplantae; Streptophyta; Magnoliopsida; Poales; Poaceae
Source: the annotation of a GenBank genome assembly